CAUACGCAAGGGUGUAUUCGAAGAACAAUGUUUCGGUGCGCGAUUCUCUUUGUUCAUUCGAUUCCUUAAAUCAACCAUAUCUAGAAAAAUACGCGACAUCAGAUUCGGGCUUUAAGGGUUCAAUGGUGAACGGUCUUAUGGCUCUCACCACAUGCAGUUUCAACUGAGAGUGCCAUGCCGCUGUGACCUGUGGGAGGUGUAGAAGGAUUUAGGAGGCGGCGAUUUUGGAUCGCGUCUUAGGCCAUUUUGAGGCUUCGACGACGGCCAAAAAAGCGUGGUUAAACCGUAGAGUUGUGUGGAAUAAAAAACUGUCCUUGUAUAAAGUUGUCAGAAAAGCAAGUAGCACCUAACUCCUAAGCAUGUUCCUCCGGUUCUUAAGUACUCAUACCACUACUGCAGGCACUUUGUUAAAAGCCGGUUUUAGGAAAAACAUACCUUCACUAUUUUGGGGCUCGGUGCGCUUAUGCCAUGGAAGUAGUGUCGGAAAACAGGCCAAGGGUACAAAUGUGAAAUCCGGACAUAGUGAUAGGGCCUCUGAAGAGCAGCUAUUACGGAUGGAGGAAGCCUUGAAGGAAACGAUACCGAAAUUCUUUGUGAGCGCACAUGAUUUUUCGCUUUACACAUACGGAGUGGUCUUCGAAGAUAAUAUCCGUAAUGUGCGAACGACAGGUCUGCCGGCAUAUAUGAGGCAACUGUCAAUGGUUCGAUUGCUAGCCCACGUUCGGUAUGCUCAUGUAAAGAUGAACAUCCUUAAGGUCUAUUCCGAUCCUGUAGAAGCGGCAGUCAAGGUUCGGUGGCGUGUGGAUGCAUUAUCAGGAUUGCGAAUCGUGAUUCUGCUCUGGAAGUUCAAUAUAUUAAAAUAUCGAGACUUUCUGAACAAAAAAUCAGAUUUUACUGACGGCUUUUCGAUAUUCUACGUGAACUCGGACGGCAAAAUUUGGAAGCACGUCGUGGACAAAAUGGUUCCCGAUGAAGAUCGCGCAGUCGUUGACACAGAAAAAGACGCUCUAGCGGCUAAACUUUCCGCCGCACUAAUAGUCGGAUGGGGUGGGGUUCAGGCUGUCAGUGACAUGUUGUAACAACUAAGGGGUUACUAAUUCUGUAAAAGCUACAUCCGUCUAAAGCUAGAAAGUGAUCAAGUUCCUCACUUCUUGAUCCUUCCACUUCUCUUAUCAAAAAAGAUUACGACAACGUAACCUAAUGUCGCCUUUGCGAGACUGACGUGUCUGGUCUCACAAAACCUUGUUACUCUAUAUAUAUAUAUAUAUAUAUAUAUAUAUAUACAAACACACACACACACACAAACAUGCAUAACGAUUGUAGCUGUGGAAUAUAGAAAGCUCAUAGACUCUGAGCAAGCACAGAACAUCAGCGUAUGAGUUCCAGCUGUUUUCUGGAAUUAAGGAUGUUUCGAAUCUAGUAGCUAAGGAUCGCAUAAGAAAGAUCAUAUGUGGCUUACCGUGCACUGAUUUAUGAUAAAAGUGAACGAGACCAGGACUUUUCAGCAUGGAAAAUGAACGGGUUUUCACUUCAGUGAUAACGCCGGAAACGAGAGAGAGAGAGAGAGAAAGCGAGAGCGAGCGAGCGAGAGAGAGAGAGAGAGUGAGAGAAAGAAAACGCGUUGGAAAUUAAAAGAACGUGUCGGAAGUCAAGUACCAAUCACUGAUAACGGUGGAUGUCGGAAACGAAGUGUGUAUGCAAUAGGUUUUAAUAAAUUUUUAUCCGUCAUGCUAAAUCAA
This is a messenger RNA of Varroa destructor (honeybee mite), 1739 nucleotides long. RefSeq lists its product as uncharacterized. Lineage: Eukaryota; Metazoa; Arthropoda; Arachnida; Mesostigmata; Varroidae. The record is from RefSeq and is a predicted model, not a curated record.